Molecule: messenger RNA, 5989 nt
Organism: Lampris incognitus (smalleye Pacific opah)
Lineage: Eukaryota; Metazoa; Chordata; Actinopteri; Lampriformes; Lampridae
Product: polyamine-transporting ATPase 13A3-like
Biological process (GO): polyamine transmembrane transport; intracellular calcium ion homeostasis
Cellular component (GO): late endosome membrane
Molecular function (GO): P-type ion transporter activity; polyamine transmembrane transporter activity; ATP binding
Source: RefSeq, a predicted model, not a curated record
GUGAUCGCGGGGCACCCUGGAACGGUCAGAGCACCAGCGUGCAACGCUAAUGACACGACGGCGCGCAUGGUUUUGGUGAACACGCUCCGUCUCGCGUGUGAGGGAGGCGUCCGGACAUAAACAGAAGAUAUCCACUUUAAAACCGUUUAAAUACCACAAUUGGUUCACUUCUGACAUAAUGAAGACAAGGGAGUUGAAAAUGAUCAACCAGCACAUGGAGAAUGAGAUGGAAGUGUUGGGAUACCGGCCAUGUCUGUGGAAGAUGGUCUUGGUUGGCAUUGGCGCUGUGUGCUCUGGUGGUCUUCUGCUGUUGCUGCUUUACUGGCUCCCUGAAUGGGGUGUCAAGGGAACGUGCACGCACACUUCUUUGAGAGACGCGCACACGCUGCUGCUCAGGUCAACGGAUGGGUUCAGGCAGUGGUUUCGGGCCAAGGUACAUGUAAUGCAGGCCCCAGGGAAAAGGCCCUUUGACAGCAUGGAUGUGCAACCCAAAACUCAGCUGUCUAAUGGAAGCAGGGAACACUAUGGAGUAUUCACUCAUAUGCAUCCUUUUCAGAUCCACUACUUCAACCACCAUAGUACUAGAUAUUACUGGAAUGAUGAGAUGCAGAACUUUGAAUUGUAUAAAGGCUUAGAGGAUGUAAAGGUCAGCUGUGCUGGAAUCCACUCUGACCAUAGCUCUGGUCUAAGCAAACUACUGCAGGACUUCAGGAGGUUGUUUUUUCAGGAGAAUGAGAUUUCUGUGAAAGUGCCUUCUUUAUUCAAGCUCCUUUUAAAAGAGGUCUUGAAUCCUUUCUACAUCUUCCAGUUCUUCAGUGUUAUUCUGUGGAGUGCUGAUGACUACUACUACUAUGCUGCAGCCAUAGUUUUCAUGUCUGUUAUAUCAAUAGUUACCUCACUGUACACUGUUAAAAAGCAAUAUGUGAUGCUUCAUGACAUGGUGGCAGCCCACAGUGUGAUCCGUGUUUCUGUAUGCAGAGGGAAAAAAGAUGUCGAACAAGCCAUGUCCACAGAGCUUGUUCCUGGAGAUGUCAUCAUUGUUCCAACCAAUGGGAUGAUUAUGCCCUGCGAUGCCGUGCUGGUGCAUGGUACCUGCAUUGUAAAUGAGAGCAUGCUUACAGGAGAAAGUGUGCCUGUUAUGAAGACUAGUCUUCCCAGCUCAGGUGCUGAGGGGGCUAGUAUCUACAACAUCGAGGAUCACAAGAGACACACCCUGUUUUGUGGUACUCAUGUCAUCCAGACCCGUUUCUACACUGGGGAACUGGUCAAGGCUGUGGUGGUCAGAACUGGCUUCAGCACUGAGAAGGGCCAACUAGUGUGCUCCAUCCUCUAUCCUAAACCCACUGACUUCAAGCUGUACCGCGAUGCCUAUCUGUUCCUACUUUGUCUGGUGGGGGUGGCGGGGAUCGGCUUCAUCUACACCAUCGUGCUAAGCGUCAUGAAUCAGGUUCCAGCCAAAAUCAUCAUCAUUGAAUCUCUGGACAUCAUUACCAUCACUGUGCCCCCGGCCUUACCGGCAGCCAUGACAGCCGGCAUUGUCUACGCUCAGCGCCGUCUGAGGCGUGUGGGCAUCUUUUGCAUUAGCCCACAGAGGAUCAACAUUUGUGGACAGCUCAAUCUGAUCUGCUUUGACAAGACUGGAACUCUCACCAAGGAUGGUCUAGACCUGUGGAGUAUUCAGAGAGUUGAAGAUGGCAGCUUUUGUCCCCCAGAGGUUGAGGCAGCUAAAGAAACUCUGGUUAACACUGCAUUUGUAGCCUGCAUGGCCACCUGCCACUCACUAACCAAGAUAGAAGGAGAGCUCUCUGGAGAUCCUCUAGACCUCAAGAUGUUCAGUGCUACCAGAUGGAUCCUAGAGGAGCCCACGGAGGAGGAAACCGCACUCCAUAAUCCCAUCAUGCCCACAGUUGUCCGACCACCCAAGCUCAUCCACUCUGAGGCCAACCAAAACAUUGCACUCACCCAAAAUAUGGAGCUUUCUGAGCUGUCUCCAUACGAGAUUGGUGUGGUGCGUCAGUUCCCCUUCUCCUCGGCCCUGCAGAGGAUGAGUGUGGUGGUUAGGAGGCUGGGGGAGAAACACAUGGACGCCUACCUCAAGGGGGCACCAGAGGUUGUGGCCAGCCUCUGCAAAGAGGAUACGGUCCCAGAGAGUUUCGCUGAGACUCUGGAGACCUACACUAAACAGGGCUUUAGGGUGAUUGCUCUUGCACAUCGACAGCUUGAGUCCAAACUCUCAUGGCACAAAGUCCAGAGCCUUAAUAGGGAUCUGAUAGAAGCCAGCAUGAGCUUCCUUGGUCUAAUCAUCAUGCAGAACAAGCUGAAAGAAGAGACUGCUGGUGUUUUACAGGAUUUACGACAAGCAAACAUCCGCACUCUGAUGGUUACAGGUGACAAUAUGUUGACAGCUAUAUCAGUGGCGAGAGACUGUGAGAUGAUACGUCCACAUGAGCAGGUUAUCAUAGUCGAUGCCAUACCUCCCAAAGACAGCCAGCCUGCCAGCAUCACUUGGCAAUACAGCGAGAACACAGCUCAGAACACCAACAAUGAAACUCAGGCAGUGGCGAUCAAGUUAGAGGAAGCAGUCUAUGAUGAGCUGCCAGCUCACCAGGACCAGAGCUACCACUUUGCUAUGAGCGGCAAGGCCUUCGCUGUCAUCAUCGAACAUUUUCCCCAACUGGUUCCAAAGCUGGCGUUGAGAGCCACUGUAUUUGCCCGCAUGGCUCCAGACCAGAAGACUCAGUUGGUGGAAGUCUUGCAGAGUGUUGACUACAUUGUUGGAAUGUGUGGUGAUGGUGCUAAUGACUGUGGAGCUCUGAAGAGAGCUCACAGUGGGAUUUCUCUGUCUGAGAUCGAGGCUUCUGUUGCUUCACCCUUCACUUCCUCAACCUCAAACAUCUCCUGUGUCCCGAACCUUAUCAGGGAGGGUCGAGCUGCUCUCAUGACCUCCUUCUGUGUUUUCAAGUUUAUGGCUCUCUACAGCGUCAUCCAGUACCUCAGCGUCACCCUGCUAUACUCUAUCCUCAGCAAUUUGGGAGUCUUCCAGUUCCUCUUCAUUGACAUUGUCAUCAUUCUCAUAAUCGCCUUCACAAUGGGUCUCAACCCGGCGUGGAAGGAGCUGGUGUGGUGUCGUCCGCCAUCCAGCCUGAUCUCUGGCCCGCUGCUCUUCUCAGUUCUGACCCAGAUCCUCACUUGCAUGACAUUUCAAGUACUGGCUUUCCUCUUGGUACAGCAGCAGAGCUGGUAUGAGAUAUGGACACCACAAUCGGAUGCCUGCAAUGUCUCCAGUGCCAGCCUCGCCUACAGCAUCAAUGUGACGUCCCCCCAUGACCACAAAAACAUCAGAAACUAUGAAAACACCACACUCUUCUAUGUCUCGGCUUUCCAGUACCUGAUAGUGGCCAUUGUCUUCUCCAAGGGAAAGCCCUUCAGACAACCAAGCUACAAAAACUGGCCAUUCAUGCUGUCCUGCAUGGGUUUGUAUACCUUCCUCUUCCUCAUCAUGCUGUAUCCUAUUCCUGCCAUUGACAACUUUCUGGAGAUCGUCUGUGUUCCCCACAGCUGGCGCAUUACACUGGCCAUCAUUGUCGUAGUGAAUGCGACUGUAUCUUUCAUACUGGAGUUUGCCAACAACCGCAAGGGCUCAGCCUUCCUGUCUUGGCUAUUCUGCCAAAAAAACAAAGGCCCUAGUGCACGCUACAUGCAUCUGGCCAAGGAGCUGCAGGAGGACCCCGACUGGCCCCCUGGACCCUCCACCGUCACCUAUGCUGCCCAGCCCACACCCACCUCUCUGUCCCCAUAUGACAUCAGUCCAGACAAGGCAUCUAUGGAGCUUCACAGGGCCACAGAAUUGUACAUUUUAACCCUGUGUAGGAUUUGUUUUCUUGAUGUCAAACAAAGCUGAGAUCCCUGGCCAAAUGCCUAAACAAGCUUUGGCCUUAAGUCAAGCCCCGGCUCUUGACUAUACAUUGACUUUUCUCCGACCCUGUGGAAGCCAACACCACACGGACCAAGGCAGGGCAAAUGCACAAACUGCUCUUCAUUGUGAACUACUUAUAGUUUCCCACUCUUUAAUGACAAAUAUCCAUGCUAGGUUACCUGUGCAUUUCACAGACAGCAAGGAUUGGGUCAUCAGCUCGGAAAGCACAAACUAUGGCGGCACGGUGGCCCAGUGGUUAGCGCUGUCGCCUCACAGCAAGAAGGUCCUGGGUUCAAACCCCGGGGUUGUCCAAUCUUUGGGGUCAUCCCAGGUCGUCCUCUGUGUGGAGUUUGCAUGUUCUCGCCGUUUCUACGGUGGUUUUUCUCUGGGUACUCUGGUUUCCCCCAUCAUCAAAAAAACAUGCAUGUUAGGGUUUCUACUCCCGUCUGUGCCCCUGGCUGAGGCAAUGGGAAAAGGACUGGAGUUGGUCCCCGGGUGCUGCGCAAAGGUGGCAGCCCACUGCUCCUAGCUUCACAGAUCCCCAAGGGGAUUAAUAAAGGAGAUUUAAUUAAAAAUUAUUCAACUACAGCCAACAUUUGCAUUAACAACUGGGUCUUACCAAUGUUGUCAUAUGACACCACUGACACUCUACUCACUCACUAAACUUGUUAUUUUUAAGUCAUCAUUGACUUCUCAUGCAAAUUGUUUAUAAGAAACUUACUCUUUGCUUUUAGUAGACACAUACUCUUAAGUGCCAUAGAUUGUAUCCACCCCCCCCCCCAAAUGGUGCAGUUGUACAAGAACAAUAUAGGUUGUUGCUAUCUGAGCCAAUACCAGUAGAAUAAGUUAUCGUGCUAGGGAACAGUUAAAUAUUUCAAUGUGUUUUAGACAGUUUUACUGUGACCAGGGGACACACACAUGAACACAUCACAUUCCGGGUAAUAUCUCUGUCUGAAAUGUAUUCAGGUACAGCUUUGCAAGCCAGUAAAGAACAAUUUUAAGGGCCAGAAGACACAAGCAACUGAUUGAAUAUCACUGAGAAUAACGCAUUCCUUGGGUGCCCCGGUUACUCACCUGGUAGAGCGCGGACCACAUAAGGCUGAGUCCUUACUGCAGUGGCCUGGGGUUCGAAUCCAGCCUGGGCCCUUUGCUGCAUGUCAUCCCCUCUCUCUCCCCUGCCUUUCCUGUCUCUCUGCUAUCACUAUCAAGUAAAGACAGACGAUGCCAAAAAAAACCAACAAAACUUCUGCAAUAACAUGCUGCUGCAAACAAAUAGGAGCCAAGGAAAUUUUUUGUUCAGGUUCAUAUGACCUGAGUGAAGCUAUUAUCAAUCAACAUGAAAGCUUUGUAUUUUUCUUUUAACGCAACUGGUACUGUUGUAUUUCCAAGAGAGAGAAACCAUUCCAUUCUAAUGCUGUAUUCCUCUGUUAGAAUUGACACAGCUUUCUAAGUGAAGUUCUUCCUGUGGAAGAGACAUUUUUCUUGUGAUCUUUAUAAUAUUAACACUGGUGCCGAAAUAUACUAGUUUGUGUGUCGGUGUGUGGAAGUGUGUGUGCGUCUGAGCGAACGAGGGCGAACUAAUGAGACAUUUCACUUCGUGUAUGUAAUUAUGGAUGCAUUAUACAAAAGUUAUGAUCUCUCAUCAAAAUGUGUAUUUCUCUAUGAACUAAACACUUGGAUUGAUCCCUAAGCUAAAUCACACCAUUUAACAUCAUUAAGCGAUCGCACAUGACCUCCUGUAUAUUGCUGCUUUUUAUUAAAGGGAGUCAUCUUAAAACAUUAAAAAAGAUUCACAGAUUCACCUUCUACUGUCCGUGAUUUAGGGCAGUUGAUUAAACGUCUGAUUUUUAUAUCCAGUUUUUAUAGUACCUUGUUUAUACUGAUUUAUUUACAUGUUCCUCCCUAUGCAUAUGAAACUGAAUAAAUGUGAGCGCAUGAAAACGUGUCUGUUGAAUUCGAGUUAAACAGCCCAACACAAACGAUGUUAUAAUCCCAAGGGAAUACUUUGUGGGAACGACGCAGUCUUCUUCUUGUCUCAUUUUACAUCAUGUAAGAAAGAUAAAUAAAACAAAC